UUCCCCGGAUUUGACGACCUCUACUGCAAGUUCUGCUUCGUCUAUGGCCAAGACUGGGUUCCCACAGCGGGCCUGGAGGAGGGCAUCUCCCAGAUCACCUCCAAGAGCGACGUCGCACCCACUACGCUCGUCUGGAACUUCCCCAUCGACAUUACCUUCAAGAGCACGAACCCAUCCGGCUGGCCACAGAUUGUCGUGAGCGUCUACGGACCUGACUUUUUUGGAAACGAUGUGGUCAGAGGUUAUGGAGCUGUUCAUGUUCCCUUCACACCCGGAAGGCAUACAAGAACCAUCGCUAUGUUUGUUCCAGAGUCCACAUCUAGACUGCAGAAGUUUACAAGUUGGUUCACAGGGAGACGCCCGGAAUUUACUGACCCCAGAGUGGUAGCACAGGGAGAAGGAAGAGAAGUAACAAGGGUGCGCUCUCAAGGCUUUGUGACCAUUUCCUUCAACGUAGUGACCAAAGAUAUGAAGAAGUUGGGCUAUGACGUGAGCCCGAGCGAUAUGCAGAACCCUUCUCUGGUGCCUGUUACAGAAGGGAUCCAUAGUCUGGCAGUGCCAGUGGACGGCACCAAGCAGCAGCUGGACGAGCAGGUGGCUGUGGCAGCGCCCACGCAGGACAUCUCCAGGGUGCCCCUCGAACACACUCAAGGAACUGAGUCCCCCAUGAGAACACCAUGA
Fulmarus glacialis (Northern fulmar) is the source of this 681-nucleotide messenger RNA. Its product is annotated as B9 domain-containing protein 1-like. Gene Ontology annotation, biological process: cilium assembly. Gene Ontology annotation, cellular component: MKS complex. The transcript is spliced from 7 exons. The annotation marks the transcript as partial. The record is from RefSeq and is a predicted model, not a curated record. Lineage: Eukaryota; Metazoa; Chordata; Aves; Procellariiformes; Procellariidae.